CUCCAUAGCUCCCCAUAGUUAUGAUCCAGGGAAAGUGAUAAAAGGAAAACGAAAGAAAGUUUUCAUCUUUUUGUGAUCUUAGCUGCCAAAUCAAUUAGAAAAACAUGGUUAGCUUCAGGCACAUUUCUCUCCUUGUUGCUCUCACAAUCCUAAUGCAAGCUCCUCCUUCUUCUUCUACUUUUGCUCUUCAUCAUCACCUUCAUGAGCACCUUCGCCAUCACCUCGGUCAUCCUCACUUGAUCACCAAGGGCUCCGAGGCCCUUGCCAUGGCGGACAUCUUCAGCGCGCUGUACGCGUUCGGCGAAUCCCUGACGGACACCGGGAACGCCAUGUUUAUGGGCAUCCUCAGGCAUGCCCAGGGUGGCUCUCAAGGCGCGUCAGGUUCGUCCCUCGGCGGGAACCAUCUCUGCGAUGGCAAGUUGAUGAUAGAUUUCGUGUGUGAAGCUCUGGGCAUUCCCCCGCUUCCCGCAUUCCAGAAUGCUUCUGGGAACUUCACGCACGGCGCGAACUUUGCCGUGGCUGGAUCGACCGCCCUCCCGAGCAACUUCUUCUCUCAGAAUAACCUUCAGAGCUGGUUCUUGAACACCGUUCCAAAGACUAUAGACUUGCAAAUAAGUUGGUUUAACAAGUUCCGACAAGAAAUGGCAGGCCAAGUAGCCGGAGGAGGAAGUGGAAGCGGAAGUGGAAGCAUGACGGGAAGCGGAAGUGGAUAUGGGAGCGGAAGCAUGAGCGGCAGUGGAGGCGGAAGCAUGGGUGGAAGCGGGAGCGGAAGCAUGACAGGAAGCGGAAGCGGAAGCAUGGGUGGAAGCGGAAGCGGGAGUGCAAGCGGAAGCAUAAGUGGGACUGGGAGUGGAAGUGGGCAGGGAAGCGGAAGCGGAAGCGGAAGCGGAAAAAUGAGUGGAAGCGUGAGCGGCAGUGGUGGUGGAAGCGGAGGUGGCAGUGGAAGCGGAAGCGGAAGCAUGAGUGGAGCCAGUGCUGCAAGCGGAGGUGCUAGUAUGAGCGGAAGUGGAAGCGGAAGCGGACACGGAAGUGGAAGCAUGACUGGAAAAACGAGCGGAAGCGGAAGUUGGAGUGGUAGCGUAAGCAGCCACAUGCAGGGUGCCCUGUUUUGGAUCGGAGGGAUCGGUUUAAGCGAUUACCCUCGCCUGCUCGGCUCGUCCUCCGUCUCCAACCAGUGGCUAACCCAGAACUCUGUUAAUCAAGUCUGCAAACUAGUCAAGGCACUGCUGGCAAAAGGCGGGAAGUACAUCGUCGUCCAAGGCUUGCCCCCCUGCGGAUGCUUCCCUGUGUCUCUAGCCUCGACCCCCACCAGCGACCGUGACCAACACGGCUGCUGUGCCAGUGCCAAUGCCAUGGUGACCACCCACAACGAGCUGCUCCAGAAGAACCUGGCCGAGCUGCAGAAAACGUACAGCUCGGCUACCAUCAUCUAUGCCGACUUCUGGAGAGCGUACAUGAACAUCCUCCAGAACCAUGGCCAGUACAACUUCGCCGAGCCCUUCAAGGCUUGCUGCGGGGCCGGCAGCGGGGCGUUCAACUUCGACGCCCACCACCUGUGUGGCUCGGCCAACACCGCCGCCUGCAGAGACGCCACAAAGCACAUGAUCUGGGACGGGAUUCAUCUCACGGAGGCCAUGAACAAGGAAAUCGCCAAGCAGUUCCUCAGCCAGGGUUGCACUAGCCCUCCAUUGCAGGAGGUCAUCAAGAAGAAGAUGGGAUGAGCCUCGAGUUAAAUCAAUGUUUCGACUCCGAGUGACUGCUUAGGUCACCGAGUUAACUUCUCCCGAUUAAUCUGUUCGUUAAGUUUUUGUAAAAUUAUUCUUUCUUAGUUUGGACCUGGGAUGCAAUUGAUCCAUCUGCAAUAAAAGAUUGACUAUUUCCACACACAUGUGAUCUCCAGUUACAAGGGCAAGUUUCA
Molecule: messenger RNA, 1918 nt
Organism: Rhodamnia argentea
Lineage: Eukaryota; Viridiplantae; Streptophyta; Magnoliopsida; Myrtales; Myrtaceae
Product: GDSL esterase/lipase At3g48460-like
Exons: 4
Coding region: 105-1721 (538 amino acids)
Molecular function (GO): hydrolase activity, acting on ester bonds
Source: RefSeq, a predicted model, not a curated record